ACCUCCCCGUCAAGCGUCCUGCCGGGGUCUUGGCGCCGCGUUAGAAACCCAUUCUUUCGUAGCUCUCAUUGUGGCGUUCGUGUGCAGCCUUGUUCAUUGUGGCCAUUUGCUAAAUUUUCGUGCCCAGAGCGAGUCGCUGCGUGUGAAGAGCCAGUGGCAUCGAUGUUUCCACAGCGAGUCACUGAUCAGCGCGCUGCUGUUGGCAGGUUUAGUUGAGGUUAGGGUGGUCUGUCGAGGAGCUCCCGCCCCCUGCGACUUGUCCACCGGUCUGCGGGGGAGUUGAGCCUGGUUGUAAACCUCCACACAGUGCGGUUCUCAGAGUAAUGGCUGUCUACAAGAAGACGGAACAUCUGGCAGAUGUGGUCCGCAGGUGUCCACAUCACCAGAAUGGAGACGCUGCAGACCAUCGCAGUCAUUUGAUCAGAGUGGAGGGCAGCCAAAGGCCUGAGUAUCUUGAGGAUUACAACACAAAAAGGCACAGUGUGACUGUUCCCUAAGAGCCGCCCCAGCCGGGCUCAGAGAUCACCACAAUCCUUUUCAACUUCAUGUGCAACAGCUCCUGCAUGGGAGGCAUGAACCGCAGACCCAUCCUCACCAUCCUGACCCUUGAGACUUCAGACGGACAACUUUUGGGCCGAAGAUGCUUCGAGGUGCGUGUCUGCGCGUGUCCCGGCAGGGAUCGUAAAACAGAGGAGGCAAAUAGUGCCAAACUUCAGACAGGGGCCAAACAAGUGAAGAAAAGAAAAAGUGCCCCAGCAACAGAUCCUUAAAUGUGCAAAAGGAAGUCUGGCU
Betta splendens (Siamese fighting fish) is the source of this 792-nucleotide messenger RNA. Its product is annotated as cellular tumor antigen p53-like. NCBI's taxonomy places the organism in Eukaryota, Metazoa, Chordata, Actinopteri, Anabantiformes, Osphronemidae. Gene Ontology annotation, biological process: regulation of transcription by RNA polymerase II; apoptotic process. The record is from RefSeq and is a predicted model, not a curated record. Gene Ontology annotation, molecular function: RNA polymerase II cis-regulatory region sequence-specific DNA binding; DNA-binding transcription factor activity, RNA polymerase II-specific. Gene Ontology annotation, cellular component: nucleus. The transcript has 5 exons.